Molecule: messenger RNA, 2725 nt
Organism: Lontra canadensis (Northern American river otter)
Lineage: Eukaryota; Metazoa; Chordata; Mammalia; Carnivora; Mustelidae
Gene: DYNC1I1
Product: dynein cytoplasmic 1 intermediate chain 1
Exons: 17
Coding region: 265-2151 (628 amino acids)
Biological process (GO): transport along microtubule
Cellular component (GO): cytoplasmic dynein complex
Molecular function (GO): dynein heavy chain binding; dynein light chain binding
Source: RefSeq, a predicted model, not a curated record
CGGGGGCGGGGCGAGCCCCGCAGCCUGGGUGCUCCGAGGGAGCUGUCAGUGUUAGGCUCGCGGAGAGAGAGGAAGUGCUGGGUCCCCGAGGAGCGCGAGCCAAGCGGCCGGCGCAGCGUGAGACAGCACAUCCUGCGCGCGCCGGGCCCGCCGCCCUCGGGAGCCGCUCGAGCUCCGACCCCGCAGCCCUCUCCUCGGGAGCCGCCGCCGAGCUCGCUCCUGGAGCCCAGUUCCGCCUUCGCCGAGCGCGUCCAGGAAACCAACAUGUCUGACAAAAGUGACUUAAAAGCUGAGCUAGAGCGCAAAAAACAGCGCUUAGCACAGAUAAGAGAAGAGAAGAAACGGAAAGAAGAAGAGAGGAAAAAGAAAGAGGCUGAUAUGCAGCAAAAGAAAGAACCUGUUCAGGACGACUCUGACCUGGAUCGCAAACGCAGAGAGACAGAGGCUCUUUUGCAAAGCAUUGGGAUAUCACCGGAGCCCCCUCUAGUCCCAACCCCUAUGUCUCCCUCCUCGAAAUCAGUGAGCACUCCUAGUGAAGCUGGAAGUCAAGACUCAGGAGACCUGGGACCACUAACAAGGACCCUGCAGUGGGACACAGACCCCUCAGUGCUCCAGCUGCAGUCAGACUCAGAACUUGGGCGAAGACUGCACAGGCUGGGUGUGUCAAAGGUUACCCAAGUGGAUUUCCUGCCCAGGGAAGUCGUGUCCUACUCCAAGGAGACCCAGACUCCCCUAGCUACGCAUCAGUCUGAAGAGGAUGAGGAAGAUGAGGAAAUGGUAGAGCCUAAAGUUGGCCAUGAUUCAGAACUGGAAAACCAAGACCAAAAACAGGAGGUGAAGGAAGCCCCUCCACGAGAGCUGACAGAGGAAGAAAAACAGCAGAUCCUUCAUUCAGAGGAAUUCCUCAUCUUUUUUGAUCGGACAAUCCGGGUAAUUGAAAGAGCACUGGCAGAAGACUCCGACAUCUUCUUUGACUACAGCGGUCGAGAGUUAGAGGAAAAAGAUGGGGAUGUCCAGGCUGGAGCGAACCUUUCUUUCAAUCGUCAGUUCUACGACGAGCAUUGGUCCAAGCAUCGAGUGGUCACUUGUAUGGACUGGUCUCUCCAGUACCCUGAGCUGAUGGUUGCUUCCUACAACAACAACGAGGACGCUCCCCAUGAACCAGAUGGUGUGGCUUUGGUUUGGAACAUGAAGUUUAAGAAAACCACACCAGAAUACGUCUUCCACUGUCAGUCCUCUGUGAUGUCCGUGUGCUUCGCUCGUUUCCAUCCCAACUUGGUGGUUGGUGGGACUUACUCGGGCCAGAUUGUCCUGUGGGAUAAUCGCAGUCAUCGAAGGACACCAGUGCAGAGGACACCUUUGUCAGCUGCUGCACACACGCAUCCCGUGUACUGUGUAAAUGUUGUGGGGACCCAGAAUGCUCAUAACCUCAUCACCGUCUCUACUGAUGGCAAAAUGUGCUCCUGGAGCCUGGACAUGCUCUCGACGCCGCAGGAGAGCAUGGAGCUGGUGUACAAUAAGUCCAAGCCUGUGGCUGUUACCGGAAUGGCUUUCCCGACGGGAGACGUCAAUAACUUCGUGGUUGGCAGUGAGGAGGGCACAGUCUACACGGCCUGUCGUCAUGGAAGCAAAGCAGGUAUUGGGGAGGUCUUCGAAGGUCAUCAGGGACCAGUGACUGGAAUUAACUGCCACAUGGCUGUGGGCCCCAUCGACUUUUCACACCUGUUUGUCACGUCGUCAUUUGACUGGACCGUCAAACUGUGGACCACAAAGCACAACAAGCCGCUCUACUCCUUUGAAGACAAUGCAGACUAUGUGUACGAUGUCAUGUGGUCCCCCGUGCAUCCCGCGCUCUUUGCCUGCGUGGACGGAAUGGGGCGCCUGGACCUCUGGAACCUCAACAAUGACACCGAGGUUCCAACAGCAAGUGUGGCCAUUGAGGGGGCUUCCGCCCUGAACCGGGUGCGCUGGGCUCAAGGUGGCAAAGAAGUUGCUGUUGGAGACUCAGAAGGCCGUAUUUGGAUCUACGACGUUGGAGAGCUUGCAGUCCCCCACAAUGACGAAUGGACCCGCUUCGCCAGGACCCUCGUGGAGAUUCGCGCUAACAGAGCUGACAGUGAGGAGGAAGGCACCGUUGAGUUAUCUGCCUAGUGGAAGCGAACCAUCCCGACCCCAACCCCGACCUUCACCUUCUAGAACUCAGUGCUGCAGCCAUCGGUUCCACUUGUAUUCCGUGUCCAUUCAGUAUCAGUGUUGCGUGACAUUUUGGGUGUUCUGUCGUGCCGGCUUUGCUCCAAGUACUCCAAAUGUAUCCCACCCCGCUUUCCACUGACCUGCCAUUCACCACAGCAUUUCUGUCUUUAUAUUUCUGUCUCAAAAAUGGGGGGGAAGGGUGUAGGCUUUACAGGUUUAGUUGUUGCCUUUUAACUACUUAGUAGCUGUAUUUAAUAGCUGGAAACCUCUGGUUAAAUUUGUUCUUACAUGCACUUCUGGCAUAGUCCUAUUAAAUCCAUAUGAAGCCAGAUAUGAUUAGGUGCAGAUGUGGUGUGCUUCAUGAUACGGUACAGGGCCAAAGACUUGAGAUGUAGUGUUUUACAUGGUGACUCACGUUAUGGAUGGAUUUACUAGAGGAACAUUGCUGCUCCUUAUUUAUUGUGGUGUGCUGCAUGGAACAUAUUUAUUUGAAAGCAUUAAAAUAAACGAUCCUAGAGCAUGUGCAUAAUGA